Penaeus indicus is the source of this 3136-nucleotide messenger RNA. Its product is annotated as transmembrane protein 87A-like. The coding region runs from base 1 to 1860 and encodes 619 amino acids. The record is from RefSeq and is a predicted model, not a curated record. Gene Ontology annotation, biological process: retrograde transport, endosome to Golgi. The transcript is spliced from 15 exons. Gene Ontology annotation, cellular component: Golgi apparatus; membrane. NCBI's taxonomy places the organism in Eukaryota, Metazoa, Arthropoda, Malacostraca, Decapoda, Penaeidae.
AUGUGGGCGCCCUCGGCUCGGCUGAUCCUCGGCGUCGCAGGAGGGUGGGCGUGCGGCCGCAUUCCCAGGUGCUCCCGACGACAUUCCUGCGGGCGGGCGGGAGGCUGGGCGGCCGCCCAAGGAAGUCCUCGGGACAAUCAAUAUGUUGGAGUUAAGAAAAGCAUGUUUAAAGGGGGCAAAAUCAACAUCAAAGUCCGGUGUAAGCCAACCAACAACCCGCUGGAUAUUGAAAUCACAUGGAUGUUGCGGAAGACACCUUGCUGGAAUGAGUAUGUCAUACCAGAGUUCACCCUCCAGAAUUACAGUGCAAGGUCAGUACCAGCCUCCAGCCCACCCAAGGAUGGAAAGACGCAUUGCUACAGAACUAUUCAAUCAUCCGGCCAGUUUAUUCAGGACUCUAAAGAGGAAACCAGCAUGAAGUCGACUGGAAAAGAAAUUUUUUUACAAAAUCAGAUGCUGAUGCUGAAGAGCUCACUAGAGGCCGCUAAGGCAGGGUUGGGGGAUACUCUAACAACAACAAAGGCUACUCCGGUUGUGAAGUUCCAAGUAGUUCUAAAGGUCAGCAUUACCCAUAUUGAAAAGUAUCAUAGAAUAGGAACUUUCCACACUACUCUUAGUGUAUUCACUUGGUACCUCCUUUACCCCAAAGGUCUUUCGGAGAGCGACAUUAGUGCUGGCGGAGCGGCCCAGACCAAGCACCCGGUGGCUAUCCUGCCCUUUGACGGGGUCUACCUCUUGGUAGUCCACACGGAAGUUGUUCCUGAAACUGUGAUUGGCAAUGAUUCAUACAUCGCUGAGAUUGAUAUUGAGAUGAGGAGUGACUAUGGUUACCUCUCAGCUGUAGAUUGGCCGUUGCUUGGCUUCUAUGCAGCCAUGUGUGUUGUUUACCUCAUCUAUGGUUUGGCUUGGCUCAUUGUGUCCUUCAUGCACUGGAGGGAACUGCUCCGAGUGCAGUACUGGAUUGGAACAGUCAUCUUGCUUGGUAUGCUGGAAAAGGCAGUGUUCACAGCUGAAUACAGCAGCAUCAAUCAGAAUGGGUACAGUGUCCCAGGCCUCAUCAUUUUGGCAGAGUUAGCUUCCUGCGCCAAGCGAACUCUUGCCCGGAUGCUAGUCAUUAUCGUGUCUCUUGGAUUUGGGAUUGUCAAACCGCGCUUAGGUGUGAUUCUGCAUCGUGUUGUUGGUGUUGGUCUUCUCUACUUUGUCCUUUCAAGUAUUGAAGGAUGUACAAGAGCACUACAGUCUAGAAGUGACCCUCAGAAACAGGUCCUUCUAGCUUCCUUGCCUCUGUCCCUUCUGGAGUCAGCCAUCUGCCUCUGGAUUUUCACUGGACUUGUGCAGACCACUCGCAUCCUUCGCUUGAGACGCAACCUGGUUAAGCUCUCCCUCUACCGGCACUUCACCAACACUCUUGCAUUUGCUGUCAUAGCCUCGGUUAUCUUCAUGUUGUGGUCUAUCAGGUACCACCAGUUCGAAAAAUGUCUCACUGACUGGAAGGAGCUCUGGGUGGAUGAUGCUUAUUGGCAUGUCCUCUUUGCUGUGGUCCUCCUGGUGAUUAUGAUCCUCUGGCGGCCAUCCAACAACAACCAACGCUUUGCCUUCUCACCCUUAUUAGACGAUGGAUCAGAUGCCGAUGAUGAAGAGGAAGCUGAGAAACUGAUGGCUGAUGUUUCUGAUACAAUGAAAUUCCGAAAUACACGUAAUUCGACCUCAUCAUCACCUCGGGAAUCGCGCUCUGUGGAAGAUGAUUUGAAGUGGGUCGAGGAAAAUAUCCCAUCAUCAAUUGCUGAUAGUGCUCUUCCCAUUCUGGACUCAGAUGAGGAAAUUGUUACCUCAAAGUUUGAAAUUUCAAAGAUGCAGUGAGGUCUCUGCAGAAACUUCUGUGACAUUACAGGUCCAUUCCAUUACCCAGUGGCACUGAUGCUGUUGGGACCCAUUACAUAUUCUGUCUCCAAAGUAUAGGAACAAAUGGUUCUCUCCCCAUUGCCCACCUUAUUUCCUCUCUUGACUUGUAAGUUAUUGAAAGACAGAUUGUGCCUAGGUUAAGCCUUAGAGUGUGAAUGGAAUCGUCUGAGAGAGUUAGUGAAUUAUGGAAUUACUGUAAAGUUCUCCUUAUCAUGUAAUGCAUGUUUUCAUCAGCAUCUGAUUUAGUCAUUGUGUUUGAAGGCUUUUCUCUGCUCUUGCAUAUUUAACCCAAUGACGCCGGGUGUACUAAAGGAAAAUAAAACUCUACGCUCUGGCAAACAAAGGCAGCGCGCCGACUUUGAGCGCCGGAGUACGGGGCGUCAGCCCGAAUCACUGGCUCGCCGCGCUUUGGCGCGCCGCCGGCUGGUUUGGCCGCACGCCACCUUUGAAGCGAUUUGUUUACACGCGUAUCGCCGUCACCCGGCGGCAAGGGGUUAAGAGGAGCAAGUUUAUCACAUAUUCCAGAAGCUAAUGUGUGACAUGUUGCCUCAAAAGCCUGGUGGUGUAAAUAGGCUUUUUCAGAUUCCAUAGGGGUUUGAAAAAUAUUCUGUAAUGACAAACCAUACCUUUGGGCUCCUCAUUCUAUUCAUUACCAAAUAUAGUCUUCAUCUCCCUGUUAUUUUUAUGUUAACCAGUGUGUAAGGUUUUAUUCUUGAUUCCAUACUCUUUACAUGCCUUAUUUAGAAAUAAUGUAAAAAGUUUGAUGUGUUAACACAACACUUUGUGAUGUAAUUGGUAAGGAUGAGGGUAUGACUUGAGUAAAAAACACCUACUAAAACCUAAGUGCUGCAGGAACUAUGUUGUUGGAUAUCUAGGGAUAGUAGGCCACUCAUCAGUACUUGCUGUGUUGAUUAUCACACAGAUGUCUCCGGGUGUUGUCAUAUUUAGCCCAUUGCCACUGGGGAUGGCAUGUACAUAUAAGCCAUGUUCAUUAUGAUUUUAGGUUAUUGUACAUGUUUACACAUAGAUGGAUCCACAAGGGCUUAGUCACCAAGAAGUAAAUUACUAGCCGUACCUAUCUCACCCAUUUUCUCUUUUUCUAGAUUUUCAGAAAUAUUUAAGAUUUUUAAAAACUGCUUUUAGCAUUUUGAUGACAUUAUAAUAAUCAUAAAAUCAGUAAUAAUAGUAUUGAUAACAAUGGGAUUAGAAAAAAACAAUUUUCCCAAAAAAACAA